UCCCAGCCUACCUCUCGAGUUAUCUGCCUUCGUCUAAAACCCACUCAUCUCGCUUUCCCUACAGUCGUGGCACUUAGAGGACAGUUCCAGGAGCUUGGAGAGGAGUCGAUGGAGUUCCAUGGAAGCAUCACGCCACAGAGUGUGGAGGAGAUGGACUUGAGAAGAGGGCCUUGGACCGUGGAGGAGGACCUUCUCCUGAUGAACUAUAUUGCUGCUCAUGGCGAGGGUCGAUGGAAUUCUCUUGCCCGUUGCGCAGGACUCAGAAGAACUGGGAAGAGCUGCCGGCUCCGGUGGCUCAACUAUCUCCGACCUGACGUCCGCCGCGGCAACAUCACUCCGGAGGAGCAGCACCUCAUCCUGGAACUCCACUCUCGCUGGGGAAACCGGUGGUCUAAGAUCGCGCAAUUCUUGCCCGGGAGGACCGACAACGAGAUCAAGAACUACUGGAGGACCAGAGUGCAGAAGCACGCGAAGCAGCUCAAGUGCGACGUCAACAGCAAGCAGUUCAAGGACGUGAUGCGGUACCUGUGGAUGCCCCGCCUGAUCGAGCGAAUCCGGGUGGCUUCCGGCGACCCCACGGCCGUCGCCCCGGCGGCGCACUGGACCCCGGAGCUCGCCCCGGUGAACCCGAGCCCGGACAACUCGAGCACGGCCGGCUCGUCGUCGUUGCAAUUCUCGCCGCAGCCUGUCCCCGACAGCUGCGCCGACUGCAGCACGAGGCAAGGUGACGGUAAUGGCGGUGACGUGAUUCAACCCGGUGAACUCGCUGCAUCCUGGUCGGCCUCGGCGCUGAGCCCGGGCGGUGACGCUCACCUGGGGUUGCUGGACUUCGACCAAAUCCAAUGGGGGGACAGCUUGUGGACUGUGGAAGACAUAUGGCUGCAGCAACAGUUUUAGCCGAAGUAAAAAAAAUAGCAAAAAAUAAAAAUAAAAAUCAUAAAUUUGCAACUUGUGAAUUGAAAAAGAAAAUUGGAAAUGAUUUCGAAAAUUUUUAUUUAUUUUUAAUAAAAGUAACUGAUGACAACAUAUUCGA
This is a messenger RNA of Musa acuminata AAA Group (dessert banana), 1033 nucleotides long. RefSeq names its product transcription factor MYB78-like. NCBI's taxonomy places the organism in Eukaryota, Viridiplantae, Streptophyta, Magnoliopsida, Zingiberales, Musaceae. Gene Ontology annotation, molecular function: sequence-specific DNA binding; DNA-binding transcription factor activity. Bases 109 to 897 code for a protein of 262 amino acids. The transcript is spliced from 3 exons. The record is from RefSeq and is a predicted model, not a curated record. Gene Ontology annotation, cellular component: nucleus. Gene Ontology annotation, biological process: regulation of DNA-templated transcription.